Messenger RNA from Sinocyclocheilus anshuiensis, 1351 nucleotides. Its product is annotated as NEDD8-conjugating enzyme Ubc12. The record is from RefSeq and is a predicted model, not a curated record. The transcript has 6 exons. The coding region runs from base 153 to 710 and encodes 185 amino acids. Lineage: Eukaryota; Metazoa; Chordata; Actinopteri; Cypriniformes; Cyprinidae.
AGCAUUAGCAGCUAACACACACACACACACACCGGCUCCCUCUGCAGCAGCUGCUGUAAACACACCCGCACAGUCCCCUGUAACACACACACACACACACACACAGCAGCGGCAUCAGAUCAGGCGUGUGUUUAGCGCAGAACACAGCGAAGAUGAUCAAGCUUUUCUCGCUGAAGCAGCAGAAGAAGGACGAGGAGUCCGCCGGAGGAACGAGAGCCGGAGCCGGCGGAAAGAAGGCGAGCGCGGCCCAGCUGCGGAUACAGAAGGACAUCAAUGAGCUGAACCUGCCAAAGACGUGUGAGAUCGUGUUCCCCGACCAGGACGACCUGCUCAACUUCAAGCUCAUCAUCUCCCCAGACGAGGGUUUCUAUAAAGGUGGGAAAUUUGUCUUCAGUUUUAAGGUAGGACAGGGAUACCCUCACGACCCUCCUAAAGUCAAAUGUGAAACGAUGGUCUAUCACCCCAACAUUGACCUCGAAGGCAACGUCUGUCUAAAUAUUCUGAGAGAAGACUGGAAGCCAGUGUUGACGAUUAACUCCAUCAUAUACGGACUACAAUAUCUGUUCCUGGAGCCCAACCCUGAAGACCCCCUGAACAAAGAGGCGGCGGAGGUGCUGCAGACGAACCGGCGGCUCUUCGAGCAGAACGUCCAGCGCUCGCUGCGCGGCGGAUACGUGGGCGCCACCUACUUCGAGCGCUGUCUCAAAUAGUCCACGCCGCCGGCCCUCACAUCCCAGAAUGCAUUUAUCGUUUACAUGCGCUGAGACGCACUGACCGACACACUGACCGCACACAGAAGGGGGGGGGGGGGGCGCUGGUCAGUGACUGUUGCUCAGAGAAUCCAGUCGUAUUUUGCCACUAUGCUGGUACCCACUGUUUAUUUUUGCUAACUCAUCCUCCCACUCACAGAGAGCGAGACAGAUCAUUACACUUGUAUUCAUUACCCAGGCUUGAGGACCCCAUUCGUCUGGGCUUCGCGAAACUGCCUCGAGUCGCAGAUAUUCAACUAGUCACUCAUUCUUACGUUCGCCAAAAAGACGCGUGCAGCGUCGCCUUCGACCAAUUCUGAUAGCACUGACAAAUUGAUACCCCGUUGAAACUAGAGGCCAGUUAACACGAGAUCGGCAGGAUCCGUCUGCUAACUGGGCUGUUGUGAGCUUGGGAGACCUGCGAUGUUUUGCUCUAGUUUUCCUGGUUGGGAUGGGUGGGAUGGGAUUUUCCUGAGGAGGAUCGUCGUAGGGUUAGGAAGGGUUGCGUACAAUGUUACAAUUCUGUUGUGUAUAUUGAAAUCCCAGUUGUUCACGAUGACUGCAAUAUGAAUUAUGUUAAAUAAAAUAUUGAGUUGAAUGCC